AUGCCCGAGAAGUUCCACAGCGAGCUGUGCGCCGCUCUGGGCCUGGGCCUGCAGCCCGCGAGCUUCGCUUGGCAGGAGCCGACCGCGUCCGGCGCAAGCGCGAGCAGCGCAAGCGCAGCCGGGCCGGCAGGUGACAUCGCCGCCUCCAGCGCAGCCACGGUUUCUCGCCACACGCAGCUGCGCGGCGUGGAGCGUGCGGAAAGCGCGGCAGCGGGCGAGGAGUCUGCCGCUGCAGGAGUGCAUCCUGUGGCGCACCCGGGCAAUGAUCGGUCCAGAUCAUCUACGCAGAGGCUAGCGCUUCUACUCCAAGAGCUCCGCCAGCUGCGCGGAGAGACGCGACAACUCCUGAGCGCUCGCCAGCGCGCCUGGCGCGAGUCGCACGUGGUGCCGAAAUGGGAGGAGCUGCGAAUGCAGGAGUCGAAAGUGGACGUGGGGCGGACGAGCUCGGAAAUGUCGGGCCGGAGCGGGAUGCCGACCUUCCAAGACAUCGUGGAUGCGCUGCAGCACCUCAGCGAGAAGUACGAGCAGGAGGUCCAGGAGCUGCGAAGUACCGUAACCAAGUUGACCACCGAGAACCGUAAGCUCAUGCGCAAGAGCGCAGAUUCAGAUGGCAGCACAAGCAUUGCCACCACCUUCGGAUCCUCAAACCCUUCGACGCAGGAUACGAAUUCACCGAAGCCGAAGUUGACUUCUGCCCUCAUCGUCGAAGAGCCGGACAGAAGCGAGGGGGAAGAUUCCGCCGAGUCGGACCCCUUUGUGAAUGCGGAAGUCCUGGAGGAGAUCACGCACUUGGAAUAUGAAGCGCGCAGGAAAAUUGCGGGGGGCGGCUUGGCGAUGGCGAACGCCUCCACCAUGAACCAUUACCAGAUGAAGGACUUCUGGCGGGAUGAGAAGAAGUCGCGCAGCGGGGCGUUGUCCAUCCCUCCACCUUCCUCCACCUCCACCUUGCCCACCCGCCUGACCACCGUCACUGCGGCAGCGCUGGGGCUCUCCGAGCUAUACCACAGCCAGGUGAGCCGCUUCAUCGCCCGGCCGGGCGAUCGAAAGCGCUUGGUCUGGGACCUGUGCGGGCUGCUCUUCAUCGUCUAUGACUGCAUUGCGAUCCCUUUGAAUGUCUUCGAUCCGCCGGUGACGAUGUUCUCCAUGACGGCAGACUGGGUGACGUUGGCUUUCUGGACGCUCAAUAUUUGUGCCACGUUGACCACGGGCUUCGUGCAGGAAGGUGUGGAGGUGCUGGCACCCCGGCAGAUCCUGAAGAACUACCUGAAGUCGUGGUGUAUCAUCGACAUUCUGACCUUGGGCCCUGACUGGACUUUGGAGAUCGUUGCGCACACAUCUCAAGAAGGAGAGCAGCGCGGCAUCGAAGCCACGAUGUCAUCUCCAGUAAGGAAUUUGGGGGAUGUUGGCAAAAUGCUGUGA
Molecule: messenger RNA, 1419 nt
Organism: Effrenium voratum
Lineage: Eukaryota; Dinophyceae; Suessiales; Symbiodiniaceae
Source: the annotation of a GenBank genome assembly